Priceomyces carsonii is the source of this 2133-nucleotide messenger RNA. It is a transcript of the gene FKH2, whose product is annotated as forkhead family transcription factor. The transcript has a single exon. The record is from RefSeq and is a predicted model, not a curated record. NCBI's taxonomy places the organism in Eukaryota, Fungi, Ascomycota, Pichiomycetes, Serinales, Debaryomycetaceae. Gene Ontology annotation, molecular function: DNA-binding transcription factor activity, RNA polymerase II-specific; RNA polymerase II cis-regulatory region sequence-specific DNA binding; protein binding. Bases 1 to 2133 code for a protein of 710 amino acids. Gene Ontology annotation, biological process: regulation of transcription by RNA polymerase II.
AUGUCAGCCACGCCUCGAAAGCGGAGUAUCCAUGUGGAAGAUGAUCUACCGUCAUUUGAUGAUCCCACGGAGAUGGUAAACGCUGUAAUAUCAACCUUACAAAAGCCUGAUGAUGAAACUAAUGUGUCGAUGACAUAUUCUAAUGAUAAAAAUUUGGCAACGGAAGUUCAGGCCUAUGCUAAAAUUGCCGGGCAAAAUUGGACAUUUUAUGUUAAGUCACUUGCUGUAACCAUUGGUAGGAACACAGAUAAUCAAAAUGGCUCCAGUGGCACAGUCGAUAUUGACUUGGGCCCGGCAAAAGUUGUCUCAAGACAACAUGCAUCAAUCAUUUAUAAUUUGGACUUAAGAUGUUGGGAAUUGAAAGUGCUUGGUAGAAAUGGAGCACGAAUUGAUGGUCAAAAAACACCAAUUGGUGGUUCAUCAGCUUCUCCAUUACACUCAGGUGCUAUUUUGGAUAUUGGUGGCACUCAAAUGAUGUUUAUUUUACCUGAUUCACCUCCAAAUAUCCUGCAAAAAGUUCUAGCUCAAUGCUUGGCCAAAUAUAAGAAAUCUAAAAAGUUUUCCUCCAACUAUCCCCAAAAUUCAAUUCCCAACAAUGGUUCUCAAGUUAAGAGCUUUCAAAUGUUCGAUAAAGCUCAACUUACUCAAUCCCCGUCGUCUGCUUCGGCGACCUCUUUGCAAAACAAUUUGGACCAGGAUUUAUCAAAGGAAGAUGCGAAAGAUAUCAAACCUCCCUACUCCUAUGCUACAAUGAUAACUCAGUCUAUUUUAUCCAAUGGUGAGGGCGUAAUGUCAUUAUCAGAAAUAUAUAACUGGAUUUCGUCACACUAUGCUUAUUAUAAGUAUUCCAAAACCGGUUGGCAAAAUUCUAUCAGACAUAAUUUAUCCUUGAACAAAGCAUUCGAAAAAGUGCCUAGAAGACCGAAUGAGCCUGGUAAAGGAAUGAAAUGGCGAAUCAGUGAAUCAUACAAAGAAGAUUUUUUGAAUAAAAUCCAAAGUGGUUCUCUUCUGAAGACUCGUAGAGGCUCUUCUGUCUCUAGACAGCUUCAACUACAUUUAGCGACAUACCUGCAGUUACCCGAGUCACAAAGGUACAUUAACAAAGAAGAAAUUCAAGAUUUUGAUCAUCAAAGGAACAGUUCAUUACCAAAAUUUGGUCAACUGAUUCAAUAUUCCAAUGGUCCUUCUAACUUGCCUCAGGCGAACCCUCUUUCUUACAUUUCCAAUCAACCAGGAAAUGGUUAUUUUAAUCCUCCUCGUUCGUAUGGCUUUCAGCACCCUCAAUCUCAGUUAAUGUACGGUAAUCCGUUAAUUCAACAGCAGCAGCAGCAGCAGCAGCAGCCUCAAAGUCAACCUCAAAGUCAACCUCAACCUCAACCUCAACCUCAACCUCAGCAACAGCAACAGCAACAGCACCAACCUCAGCAACAUCAACAACAGCAACAGCCUGCAUCGCAGCAGCUCUUGGGCUCUUUGGGGGGUAACAAACCAGAGCUCUCUUCGCCAAUCAGACAAUUAGGCGAAUUGAAUGGCGCUACCCCUAAGUUGCCUAAGGUUGUUGGUAACCAUUUAUUCAACUUACCACCGCCGCCACCUGCUCCAAACCAUCAUAUGGGAAAUUCUGCACCUCAGGCGCACCAUCCUCGCUCAAACUCGCUGAUUACUCAAGUAAAUGAAAGCAAUCAGAACUAUUCUUCAGGUAAUAACACUCACACUAGUGAAUCUGGAAAUUCGAAUUCUACCGCCCCAAGCACAAAUUCUGAUAUGGUUAUGGGAUUUACAAGCCCCAAAAAGAUAAUUCCACUUGAAGCAUUCACACCUGAGCGUGGUUCAAAACCUUCGGGCUCAAGUAAAUUAAAUGUUCCUGGUGGUGUCAAUACUAAUCAGUCUUCUCCUGCCUUUUGGAACUUUGUACAGUUCAGCACCCCUAAUGGCCAGACUCCCUUGAGAAAAAAUAGCGAUGAGCUGAACGAUCAUGGUAGUCCUACUUUAAGUAGAAAAGUACAUUCGAAAGAUGAUAUUACGAAGGGUUCUCCUCUUCGGCUUCAGAGUGAGGAUAAAGAGGCUGAUAGCAGUAGCAUAGAAAUCAGCAGGGAGCGUUCUGAACUAAAGAAUGGUGAGGUUGCAAGUUGA